ACAUAUUUGAGGCGUCACAAAUUGUACAGACCCCACAGCACCCUAAUCAUCUCUCUCACAUUUUUUUCAUAGACAAUAACUCUGUGACUCCAUAACUACCUUGUUGCACCACAAUCCCCUUUGACAGACGUCACACAGCACCCUUCUUUCAGAAAGUGUCAGCACUCAUAAUGCUCGGUCCUGACUGACUGAGGAGCUGAGAUGCUGCAGAGAUUCAGACUGAGCAGCCUGCUGCGGGGCCUGACUCUGCUCCUGUUAGGCACGGCCUGCCAGGCCUCCUCUCUGGGGCUGACUGUCCAUGUGGUGCCCCUGAUAAGCGAUGGAGGAGAAAAGGUACGUGCUCAUUUCAGUGCCAUUGCUCCUGGUCCUUGUCAAGAUGUGUCAGGACUCUGUGCUGCAGGAGAGGACUGCCUGGUCCACAAAACAUCUUUACCCUUCACCGGCACCAAACCAGAGUCAGGCUGGUGUGUCCGCCAGUGGCAGAAAACUGUGCCCAGUAAUUAUAAAUCCACCAUCAAUUUAGGGCCUGACACAGAAGUUUAUGUGUCAAUAAAAGCAGCACCAAUGGUUCGGGCAAACAGUGGGAGACUCAACCAGCCUGCCUAUGUUGGUCUACUUCCUCCACUAAGGGCUCGCGUGAACUGCCCUCAUCACUUCCAUUUGUCUGUGAAAGACCCGGACGGCGACAGGGUGCAGUGUCGCUUUGCUCGUCCAGACCAGGAAGAGUGUGUUGACUGCCCUCAGCACUCAUUCAUAGAGCUGGAUGAGAAAGCCUGCAUGUUGAAAUUCAAUGGAGAAGCAGCAGCAGGACAGUAUUUCAUCUACCUGAUGGCAGAGGACCUGAUUCCUGUUCCCCCAUCAAUCCGAUUCACCGACAACACACCCCUCAGCUCCGUCCCUGUGCAUCUGUCUCUUACUGUGGAGGAGUCGACGACCAGCUGCAGUGACGAACCCGUGGCAAAAGGUGUGAACCCCAGAGAGGACACCACGUUGUUUGUACUGCCGUACCAUCAGGUGAAAUUCGAUAUCAACUAUGAGUCAAAGUCGGAAAGUGUUUCAGAGGUAGCAGUGGUUGGUCCACCUGAACUCUUCAGGGCUGGGGUUAAAUCAAUCGGCCCUCUGGUGUCGAUGACGAUGGCCUGGGUCCGCUCUGAAAACACGCUCGCUCGCCUUUUGCCCAUCUGCUUUGCUGUGAAUACAAGGAGUUUACAAUCAGAGCCCAAAUGUGUGUGGGUGUACCAAAGAGAGAUGAGGACGCUACCUGUUGGAACAGAGCUGAAGUGUGGAAAGACAGAAAUGACUCUGGUUCUCCCUGUCACCUCCCUGGAUAACAUCAACCUGACUGAACUGCAGCUCAACAGCCCCACCUGUCCCGUUUCAUACAACAGCACACACCUGACUGCAACAAUCUCCUUGACUGGCUGCGGCACCAAGAUUGUGCACUCUGGUUCAGAGCUGGUUUACACCAACACAUUGCAAAGUGUGCACCCUUACACUCUGGUCAGACGUACACCCUCCCUCCUCCUCCCUCUGGCUUGCCGUAUCCCUGGAGCCCAGGCAAAGGGACCACAGUACCAGAUUGCCAUGCCCACAGAGGAAGAGACCUUUGGUGCUGUGGAUUUUUGGAUAGAGUUUUACCUUCCCGGAAAAGGGCCUUUGGCAAAAUUCACAAGCAAGGCCAAAUUCCGACGCCUUCAAAUGGCUCCAAAACGAGUGCGUCGGGAACUGGAACCACUAUCAGAGGGAAUCGCCUCAUCCAUCACCACCUCUAGCAUCUCCACCAAUUACACAUCCUCCACCAGCGCCCCUAUCAGUCCCUUCACCAGCAACCCUAACAGUGCCUCAACCAGCUACAUUUAUAACACCACAGCCAACUCCACUGACGCAACUACCCCCUUACCUGCCGGGGCCAGGGUUAAGGUGAUAGACCUCCAUGUGAUGUCCAACUGCAGCAUAGCACGAGCUGAGAUGUUAGUCAGUGACUGCAUUGAGUCUGAGACGGAGGACUUUACAGUAUCCAAACCGAUCCUGUCGCAAGGGUGUACAGCUUCAAACAGCACAUUGGAGGUUAUUACAACAGAAACCAACACCAGGAUUUACCGCCUUGAUUUGAGCAGUGUGGAAUCCAAAGGAACAACUAUGUUUGUCCGGUGUAAAGUCAACCUGUGUAUCGCCACACUGCCCUCCCAGAAGUGUCCUAAUAUGUGCACCCGCUCCUUUUCUUUUAAAAAUUUGGUGGGCAGUGUGUUUUCCAAAAGCUACACCGUCACCUCAGGGCCUGUUAGCCUUGUAGUCACCACUCCUGCACCAAAAGUUUCAACCGCCCAAACUACUGCAGCUACUACUUUAAAAAGCACAACUACGACUUUAGCUUUGACAACCACGGCUGCCCAGAACACCACCUCACAUGCUCCAGAACAGACCUCAGCCGUGGCAGCAGGAGUGAUUUUGACAUGUAUCAGCAUUUAUCUACAAACCGUCUUCCUUUACUGAACACACUGCUGGAUGAUGAUGUGUCAGAAAAUGAUACACUACAUUUGCCUGUUUGGGACAUUUGAGUGUUGAAGCCCACACAUAACUGCAGAGUAUGUUUUCUUUUUACCUUUUUUAACAAAUUAAUAAAGCAGAUAAACGAGAGAGCAAACUAUGACUGCCAACUCUGUAAGGAUUGCUUAGCUUAAUGAACAUUAAAUGUUUCUUUAAACUGCAGCUCAUCCCCACUGUAGUGUUAGGAUACUAAAUGAUGAGGCCCAGAUAAGGGGUCAUCCAAAAAUCACAAAAGAGUCUCUAAAAUUGGGCUUAGCUUUGGGUCUGGCUUACACUUAAAACCCUUAAUACAGGGAAACUGUGCUUAUGACUGUUUGAGGUGCAUUCCUCUUUUCUCUAAAUUUAAAACAUCUAUUUUUUUAUUAAAGAUAUAAUGUCUGUACUAUUUCACUGUGCAAAUAUAGUUAUAUGUUGUAUUUAUCAGUUUUAUUAUAGAGCUGUACAGGCUGAUAGCCAGCUAUUUUAAGAAUUAACAAAUGCUAACAUACACAAUGAGAUGGACACACUCUGUUUGGACAAAGUCAUAUGUUUUAGCAUUAUUAUUUAUUGACAUUGUAUUUUUCCCCCUCAAUUUACCUUCAUAAAUGAUAUUUAUAGAAUGAAUGGCACUGCUGCUACUUAUAAUAACUCAUCAUUGGAUUUUAGAUAAAUUAUGAUUUAAGAACACUCUUAUUUUUAAGUCCAUGGCUUACCCUGUAAUUUUGCAAUUAAUUUGUGAAGAGAUUUCAUCAGAGGUCAAAUGUAGUUAUGUUUGCUCUGGCUAUAGCUUCUAUGUCAGUGUUGUAUGGGUGUAUGGUAUUCAUAUGAAAAGGCAGUGAGACAGACUGACUUUUUGUAAAGUGAGGUUUGUAUGGUCAGUGCUCAGAACUCCUCAAAGUCCUGCCCUAACCCUCUAUUUAUGGUAACACAAAACAUUGAAGUAAGAUUGUUUUAUACAUCUCUACUUUUUAAACAAGCACUUAAAUGAAGGUUUGACACCUGUAUUGUGUCAAAAAAAAAUUGUAAUUUUCAAAGUUGGUUGUAAACACAUAUUAAUUUAAUUCACAUUCUGACAACUAAACCCUGAAUUGACACUGUAUGAUGGGAAAUAUGAACUGUACAAUGAAAAAAUGAAAAGGAAUAUAUCGAAAAAUAAAUGAAAUCUUAAUUUA
Molecule: messenger RNA, 3698 nt
Organism: Notolabrus celidotus (New Zealand spotty)
Lineage: Eukaryota; Metazoa; Chordata; Actinopteri; Labriformes; Labridae
Exons: 15
Coding region: 202-2493 (763 amino acids)
Source: RefSeq, a predicted model, not a curated record